GUAUCACGUCAUAACAUCGGAUUACAGUACUGGUAGCAGACGUGUGUCCUGGCUGUUCUUAUAGCCGUAGUGUAAAACCUUGUCUUGCAUUGUGCUAGUGCAGAGGUUGCGUGUGCUAACUUUCAUCCGACGUAUUCUUCUUGGCCUUACAUAAAGGAGAGUGAGAUGAGAUCUGGCUGUGACAGAGCUGUUGGUGCUGUAGGGUGCAGCCCAGUGAUAUCAGAAGCAGCAGCAGCAGCAGCACUAGCAAGGGCAAAUGAAGCAGAAGAGAAGAAGAGAGAAGCAAGAGCUAAAGAUGAGAGAAGAAGAAAGGCAGCUAAGAGAGCAGAGGAAGAGGAGAUAGAGACCAUGAAAAAAGCAGCAGCUGCAGCAAGUGAGACUUUGGAAAGAAAACAAGCAGUCAAAUCAGAGCAAGCAAAAACAGCAGCAAGAUUAGCAGCAAAAGAAAGAGCAGCAGCAUUUAGAGAAAAUUAUUUAAAUACAUCAUCAGUUCCUUCCUAUAAUGUUGUAGAAGGGAGGGAAGUAGUUAAUGCAACAGGAAGCAAAAAUAUAGAAAAGAGAAGUGUGGCAGAUAGUUUCUUUGGCAGACAAACUGAAACUGAAAUGGAAAAUGAAAUGGCAAGACAACGGGAAGCAAGAGCUAGAGCUCAGAAAGCAAGAGAAGCAGCAAGGAAGGCAGAAGACGAAAAGCUAGAGACAAAAAAGAGAGCAGCAGCUGAAGCAGGUGAAGCAUUGGAGAGAUCUGAUGAAAUCAAAUCAGCUGAAGCAAGAAAAGCAGCAAGAUUAGCGGCAGAAAUGCGAGCUGCAAGAACAUCUCAGACAUCACAAAAUUGCAGCAUAAAUCUUUCAUCAGGUCCAUCUCAGCCUAAAAUCACAAAGAGGGAGGCAGUCAGUGCCACAGGUGAACAAGACAGUAACAGUCAUGGGGUGAAUAAGGUAAAUGAAACACAUGAAAACUUUAAGCCAAAUUCCAUAAGCAUUUCUGAUGAGAAGGAGACUGUUGAUGUAAUAGAUAUUAAACAUACACUGAUGAAAGACAUUGAGAGGGAGAUUGUUGAUGUUAAACAUACACUGAUGGAAAGCAGUGAGAGAAAGGUUAGCCAUGACAAACAAAACAGAACCACAAUGCAUGGCAGUAAUAAAGAAGAAAACCUGGCACAUCCUGCAGAGCAAGAAAGCAGACAAAGAGUGACAAAAGACCACAUGGAAGAUCAUGUUCAUCACAGAGGUGUAAGACCCAAGGAGAAAACUUUGGAGUACCACAGUCAGUCUGCACAGAGUAAUGCCCAGCAAAAUACUCCAGUCACCACUGAAAUUAAGCAGAGUUCCAAGUAUAGCUCAGAGAAGGAAAUUGUAUCAGUGACUAGAGAUGAGCAAAACCCAAGUAACCAGUCAUUUUCAGUGAGAAGUGAAGCUCAGAUGAGUCACUAUAUGGAAGUAAACACUUCCCCAAGAAUGGACAAAACACAGGUGAAAGAAAGUAAGCAGGAGCAUAGCCAAGGGUUUCAAAGUGGGCAUUAUGCUGGUGAUGGCAGGGUGACAAGUGGUAUAGAUAGCAACAGACACCGGGGUAAAUUUGGUCACCAAACUCUAGACCACCAUGCACUUUCAGCAAAGGGGAAUAGAAGCUUUGAAUCCUCCCACCUUCAGCAACACUCCUCUCACCAUCACCACCACUGCCAGAAUAGUCACCCUAAUGGCAAAAGGCAGCAACCUCCCCAUAACAACCACCACAAAGUACAACAGCAGGAGCAACAGAGAGCUCCAGCACGUGCUUCCUCAAGAAGGCUAAUAUGUGGUUCCUGCCAAGAGAAAUACAACUUCAAGGAAAAAAUGCCUAGAGAGUUGUAUUGCAGGCAUUCAAUUUGCACAUCAUGCAUAAGGGAGAGAAUCAACCCUGACUUCAGUGUUGCUUGCCCCCAUUGUCCAGUGCAAACAUGGAAUAUCAAGAAGGCUCACUGGUGUCCAGUCAAUGAGUUUCUGAUUCAAAAACUUGGAGAAAUCCAGAAAGAUGAUUACAUGGAUGAAAUUGAUGAAAAUAUGGCAUAUUCAUCUGCUCCCUGUGACAAGAGGCAGUCUCAUUCUCAACCUGGGAAUGGUAACACAGAGAGAAGUGGAAACAAACAGUCAUUGAGCAAGCCUAAGAAAGGGGAGUAUAAUGCCCCAGCAAGAUCCCCACAUGGUAGUAAGUGUAUUGCAAUGGGUGUGCAUCCUACCCACUAUUGCUCAGCCUGCAUUGUGUGGUUGUGUGCUAAGUGCGCUGAAGCUGAACACAUGAUAGGAAAGUGUUCCCUCAAACCCUUAAAAGAUCAACUUACAGAAAUGAAGCAGAAUUAUAACCUGAAUGCCAAAAGAACACAAGAGUUACUCAAGAAAUCUAUUCAGAGUUUGGAAAAUGAUUGUAAUGAAGAGAAGAUUUUCCAGCUUUGGAUGAGAGCAGCAUUUGAGAAUAUGGAGAAGAAACAAGAAAACAUUAAACAGUCACUGCAGGUAGGACGGAAACUGCUAAACACACUUUCUGAUGUGAUGCAGACAGAGCCAAGUACUGAAAAUCUUAUUGAAGCACUAACAUCAUUCCAAAUCAUGGAAGACAUAGCAAGUGAAGUCCAUCAGUGGUGGAGUGAUGAGUGUAGUGCCAUGGGUGUUGAUAUGGAAAGGACUGCUUGUCUUAAGUGUCUAAUGAAGAGGACCCUCAGUUCACUGCCAAUAAGAAAUGGGACAUCAGACAUGUAUGCUGCAGACCAGAUUCCUGACACUAAGCUGUUUUCAGAGCUGAGGGCUGAAGGGGGAAGGUUUCAUCUUCAUGCCCUCAGGAAGGAUAGACCCACCAGGCCUGAAGCUCGGGCCUUGCCGUUGCAGUGCUUCAAGUCCUGCCAGGAUGCCACAUCAAGACUGGUCUUUUUGGAUCUGUCAUGGGGAGGGCAGUGCCAUGGCCGACUCUACAUCCGCCUCACAGGAGACACCCUUCGGGGCCGCCAGUUUGUCAGUCUCUGCACUGGCGAAGAAGGUGGUUCAUUCGAGGGACUCGCUUCCAUAGGGUGUGGUGGAAGGGCCUGCCAGGGGAGCAUGUCUGGACUGGAGAUCAUGAGAACAGUGAUGGGAGUGGAGGCAGGAUACAUUCUUCAUCCAACAUGGAGGCACAGGUUCCAGCAGCGCGGGAGGUCCCUGUUUCUCCAGGUUUGGUGGCAGGCCGAUAUGAGAAGAAGAUCCUAAGUACUAUCUUCCGCAUAUACACCCAAGGGGAUAAGGAUACUAAAGAUGAGGCUGGGUUUGGUCAGGUGGAAUUUGGGUUAGAUGUGGUGAAGCAAGCUGUUAUGCUGAAGAACAUUACUGAGGUGGUGAUUAGUGACUGUGGCCUUGUUCUUGAAAUGUAAUGGUGAUGACUGAGGCUUUGUGAGAUGUAAUUGUGAUGGCUGGCUUUGCAAGAUGUAGUGGUGAUGACUGGCUUUCUGUGAUGCAUUAGUGAUGAGUGACAGAUGUAGUAGUGAUGACUGGCUUUGUGAGUUAUAGUGGUGAUGAGUGGCUUUGUGAGUUAUACAGUGGUGAUGACUGGCUUUCUGAGAUGAAGUGGUGAUGAGUGACUUUGUGAGAUGUAGAUAUUGGUGAUUACUGUGGCUUUGUUCUGGAGAUGUAAUGGUGAUGACUGGCAUAGUGUAAUAUAGUGGUGGUGAUAAUAGCUUUGGUCUGGUGGUGUUGUAGGUAAUAACUUACUCAUUUCCCAGCCUUUUUUUUUUUUUUCCUCCAGACCUGCAUAAAUUUUGAAAUGUCUAAAAUUUCUGAGAGAGAGAGAGAGAGAGAGAGAGAGAGAGAGAGAGAGAGAGAGAGAGAGAGAGAGAGAGAGAGAGAGAGAGAGAGAGAGAGAGAGAGAGAGAGAGAGAGAGAGAGAGAGAGAGAGAGAGAGAGAGAGAGAGAGAAUUAUGUCAAUUUCUAAAAAGAAUUACAUGAUAGUUUAGGUUACCAGUUUUAUGUAGCAGAGGUAACUGUCAACAGCAACAGGGAUGGGCAUACUGAAGUGGCAAUUGAAAAGCAUUUCAAAACUAAAUCAAAUGGUGCCUAAGCUCUGAACAGGGUGCACUUGUCCAUAUAGGGCCCCUUUGCUAGUAACUGGAUGCUCCCUCUAUAUUCUUUUCUUUUUUGUUAUUUAAUUAAUUCAUCUGCAUAUUUCUUUUAUCCCUCCCCAUUCAACUUGAUUUUAAAUUAUAAUACUAUACACGUGAAUAAUUAGCGAGGGAUAUUUUGAAGUGUCAUUAUUCUAUCUAUUCAGCAUUACAUACUAUCUGAUCACUUUAACAAUUUUCUAUGUGUUAUUACUAAAGGUGAUGCAGUCUGAGUGAUCUUGAAAAAUGUAGUACAGUACUUGUUUCCUGACUUUUUCUCUUAUCAAGUUAUAAACAUUUUAAUUUUUCAUUUGAAUAUUGACCCAAUUGUGCAAGCUGUGUAGUUGAUCCCUGCAAAGUGAGGGAAGGAGCACUUUCUUCCAUUUGGGGUCAAGGGACUAAGAGAAUGGUGUCAAUGAGUGUGUGUGUUAAAGUUGGCUAUCUCUCUUCAUGGGAGAGAGAGCCCUGACAUGUAUGUAUGUAUAUAAAUUUCAUCAAAGUUUUGUACAUUUGUGAAAGAGAAGAUGCUUUUCUCCACAUAUAAUUCACUCUCCAUGUGAAGGCACUGAUAACCUAUGUAAAAAUGUAAUGAUUAUUCUGGAAAAUAGAAAAUUUAUCUCUGUUAAAUACAUGUAUGAUGUUUUAAGACUACCUAAAUCCCAGCCAAGGAAUGGAUAGCAUCCUUUGUCCCAGUCCACCGCUCACAUGCACUGUUCCUUACUUCUCAAACAAAUUAACUCCUAUAGGGAAGAGCACACACUGGGUUUGUAAUUUGUCUUGGAGUCUUUUCAAGCCUGGUAGACUUGAAUUUUAUUUGGUAUACUUAACAUAAAACUGCAAGCUUCUUUCCUUUUAAAUUUUUACCAUAAGGUGUAAAUUUACCUUCUCUUUCCUAUACAAAUUUGUUUAAACAAAAAAGAAAAUGGAACCAGAAGCUUUCCAGGCUGACUCCCACUGUUACAGGUUUCAGGGGUCACUGUCAGUCAUCUUGGCAACUGGGCUGAACUGAAAAGAAACUGCAACAGAGAGAGAGAGAGAGACCAACCAAAUGUUUCUAACUGCACUGGCACUACCAACACUGAUUUUCUAAGGCUUCAGUAAAAUCUUUUUUAGAUGAAUGUUGUGUAUAUUAAACUGAGGAAUUGUUUUGCAGGUAGAUUACUUGACACACUGUUAUAUGGAUAUGGACUGCCUUAUUACUUUUCACUGUGUGUAGACUUGGACCCUUGUGAUGGUAAUGGUAAGUGCAAGAUUCUGAGGAAGAUGGAAAGGAAAAUGACAUUGUUCUUCAGACAAAAAUUUAACUAUGUAUAUUUUUUUGCAUUUUAUGUAUGUAUAAUGAACAUAUAAAUCUAUUAAUUUUACUCAUAUUUUUUUUGUAUGAAUAAAUUUUUACUUUGCUAAUCUUGUGGGAAUCUUCAUGGGACUAUCUUUGAAAUAAGUAAGAAUUUGAAAAAUAAAUAAAUAAAUAAAUAAAAUAAAUAGCAGUUAGUGGAAAAUGGUUUCAAAAGUGGUAACAGAUUAGGCCAUUAGGGUGCUGGUGAUACUGGUAGAUGGGCAAGGUUGGUCACUGAGGCCACUACUACUGUCUGGUAAAAUGUGAAAUUUGGAAUUUGUGUCGAUUCCAUGACCAUUAUUACCGCAGAAUGAGAAGCAUUACAAAGGGCAAAACUGACCAGCGGGACAGCAUCACUCUUACUGGGAGAGUUGGAUGCAGUGGAACACUAGGUAGUCUGCUGUCUUGAUAUGUGUGGAGUGGCUGUGUUUUCUGAGAUAUGCUAUAGCUAAACUGAUGAUUUUUCAUUAGUUAUACAUUAUGUAUUAUGUAUUAUUAUUAUUAUGUAUUAAUUUACUUUUCUAGUUAUCUUGUUUAUCUAUUGUAUAUUAUUAUUAUUUUUUUGUUUAUUUGUUUGGUUCUGGUAUUAUAAGGCAGUAGAGGGGUAUUAUAAGGCAAUAGAUGGGUUUGGGAUGGCCUUGAGUUAGUAUACUGCCUACGUAGGAUACCAUGAUGACUAGAAACUGUCCUGCCUUGGAGAUGGUAAAUGGUCAGCAUUGCAGUCUAUGAUGUGCUUUAGGUUAGUUUAGAAAUCUUCAUCAUUACAAUUUGAGAAUACUGCUGUUGGUAGUUGCUCCUCUGCCAUCUGGUAGUUUGUAUAUUUAGUUCCUUAACACUGCAGUGGAUUCUCUUUAAGAAAAGCUGCAGAUGACUAUGGGUUUGGAUCUAAUGGAACCAAAUUUGUGAGAAAUUACUUUUAUAUUUGAUGAUGGUCUAAAGUCACUGGCCAUAAUGAAUGAAGCUGUCACUCUUAUUCAGCAGAACAAAGAAUUACAUCACAAAGGUUUUAACCUUCAUAAGUUCUUGUCAAACAACAAAGGUGUAUUAACUGCAACUUCUCAUGAGAGAGCAGAUGGAGUUAAAAGUUUGGACUUAGUGAAAAUGAAGACACACUGCCUAUGGAAAGAACUUCGGGAGUUGAGUGGUGCAUAGAAUCUGACAUUGCAAUUUAGAAUAUAGCUGAAAGACAAGCUUCUCAACUACAAAAGGCAUUCUGUCAACAGUAAGUUCUAUAUAUGAUCCAUUCAAUCCACCUAUUGUAUCAUCUUAUAUUUUACCAUUGUGUAUAUAUUGCGUGCCCUUUCCUUGCCACUGUAUAAUACAUAUUAAAAAGGUUGAAAUACAUAUAUUAUGCCAAAAUAAAGAUCAUAAUUGUUA
This is a messenger RNA of Scylla paramamosain (green mud crab), 6810 nucleotides long. RefSeq lists its product as uncharacterized. The transcript is spliced from 5 exons. Lineage: Eukaryota; Metazoa; Arthropoda; Malacostraca; Decapoda; Portunidae. The record is from RefSeq and is a predicted model, not a curated record. The coding region runs from base 166 to 3213 and encodes 1015 amino acids.